UUGACGUGUCCUACCUAGCUGUGGUGGAAACAGCGGUUAGUAGAGAGGUAACAAAACAACGAGUAGGACAGACCAAACAUAAUCUUGCGGAAUUAUGGACAUUUCUGUGGAUAAUUGACCGGAAGCCUUUUUCAAAGCAGAGACGAAAGAUGUCCAGUAGAAGUCAGCAUUAUGGGUUCCAGUCAGCCACCAUGGUGCAGCCUGCCUAUGGCGGUCAUGCCUACCUGUUUGGAAACAACGGCUCAGAGAAUGAUCUGUCAGAGGAGGAUGGAGAAAGUUUCGAGCUACGGUCACGUGGAAGAGAGAGACUACGAAGAAGUACCUCCAAAGAGAAACUGGAUGAUAUAAUCUACCUUACCCGGGAUAUCCAGGAAGGGGACACCCUGAACAGCAUUGCCCUGCAGUAUCAUUGCUCAGUGGCUGACAUCAAGCGUGCAAACAACCUUUUGACAGAACAGGAUUUCUUCGCGCUGCGUUCAAUUAAGAUUCCUGUGAGACGCUUCAGUGUCCUCACCGAGACCCAUAAUGUCGGGUCACUCAGUUCGAGCUCCCCUACAGCAGCUAGACGUGUGCCCCCGAUCUCCUCAGUUAUGUCUCUCCCUUCUGAGUCCUCCACGGACUCCUCCUCCUCCACAGACAGUGUGGAAGGAUUUCUCCAGGAGAAGGACAAGGACAUUGAGCAGCUGGUGAAAUCCACAGGACCAUCUCGGAGCAGCCUGAAUGAGGUUGUGUCUUCUCUAACACUGCAGCAGCAGCAACCACUGCUGGGAGAAGUAGAGUACAAGCUAACACAGAGAAAGGACCCUUAUUAUGGAGCAGACUGGGGCAUGAGAUGGUGGACUGCCGUGGCCAUCAUGCUAGUUGUUGGCAUUGUCACACCGGUUUUCUAUUUGCUGUACUACGAGGUUCUUGUAAAGUCUGACGUCAGCCAUCACAGUAUUCCCACACAGGCAUCGAGCAACGUGCAUCAUGGACAGAUCAAUAGUAAAAAUAUGGGCCAUUCUGUCGAAAAUAACCCUUUAAAGGCUGGACUUGAACAAAAGGUCAAUGAAAAGCCACAAAACCUGAGAGUGGGCAAUAAUCUAGUAGAUGAAAAUGGACAGUUUAAGAAAACAUAGGACAUUAUUUUCCAUACGUUAUUAACUCAAACAGAAUAAAGCUCUAGAAGUUCCCUUUUUCAAAUGGUCUUUACUCCAGUGUAUUUAGUUUGGCUGGGAUGUAUUGGGAGCAAAAAUAGAAGCAUUGAAGAGCUGCAUGGACGUUUUGAUCUUAUGGUAUUCUGAUUUUUCAAGUACAAAAGUUUUAUUGGUCUAGUCAACAUAAUGUUUUUGUGGUUAUCCAGAAGUCCUUACAUUUAGUCAGUUAUACGGUAAUUAUUUUUCAAUGAACAGCAGAAAACUUGCCCAAUGGUUUGUGGAUUUGGUGGUUGUCUACUUUUAUUAUUAUUUUGAUUUGCUUUAAAGCAGUUUUUAUUCAUUUUGGUUCAGAUAUUUAUUUAUCAUGCCAGGGUUGGAAAUCCACCUCAACCAUUCCUUGUAAAAGUGUGACUACCACUGUUUAAGUAGUUUAUUGAAAAACUGAGCAUUAGUUUUUCUUUGUACAAUCAGUAUUGUCGGUUAAAUUUUGAUGAAAUUAUCUUGAAUAUGUCUUUCCAUUGCAAGCGUGUUUGUUUUCCACAUUUUAAAACCUAGCAUAUUAGUUAAACGGGAAAUGCACAGUACUCCCAUACUGCCUCAUAAUGUAAUGUGAACUUUUAGACUUUGUUAUAUAGCCCUUUUAUUUGGUCACAGUGUUCACUUGAUAAUUUAUCACAAAGCAUCAUGGAGAUA
Nematolebias whitei (Rio pearlfish) is the source of this 1829-nucleotide messenger RNA. It is a transcript of the gene lysmd3, whose product is annotated as LysM, putative peptidoglycan-binding, domain containing 3. The coding region runs from base 150 to 1118 and encodes 322 amino acids. The record is from RefSeq and is a predicted model, not a curated record. Lineage: Eukaryota; Metazoa; Chordata; Actinopteri; Cyprinodontiformes; Rivulidae. The transcript has 3 exons. Gene Ontology annotation, biological process: Golgi organization. Gene Ontology annotation, cellular component: Golgi apparatus.